ACCUGCUUAACUCCAUCCAAAUUGACACCCGGGGCUCCAGAGAAAUAUAGGCAGCAUCCCUUCCAGCUCAUGCAUUCAGUCCCACACAGCUGCUCCAUGACACACCGAGUCGCAGCUGCGCCGAUCCAAGGUGAACCCUCGUAAACACACACACUGACACACACUCUCUCUGUCGGAUCUUCGCCGGGAACGGAGGCACACUCCCGGAGACGCAAUGCUGGUCAAACUGGCCGUGGCGCUGAUGGUUUUGUCAGUGCUGGAGCGAGCGGUGGGAUCGGAUAAUAUUGAUUUUCACGACCUGCCCCCUGAGAAGCCCACCAGCCAGAAAGGACGCCUCUCCCUCCAGAACACAGCUGAGAUCCAGCACUGCCUGGUGAGUGCUGGGGAUGUUGGCUGCGGCGUGUUUGAGUGCUUUGAGAAUAACUCCUGCGAGAUACGAGGGCUGCAGGAAAUCUGCAUGACGUUUCUGCACAACGCUGGCAAAUUCGACUCUCAGGGAAAAUCCUUCAUCAAGGAUGCUCUGAAGUGCAUGGCCCAUGGUUUACGGCACAAGUUCAGCUGCAUCAGCAGAAAGUGUGUGACCAUUAAGGAGAUGGUGUUCCAGCUCCAGAGGGAGUGCUACAUCAAACACAAUCUGUGCUCUGCUGCGAAGGAGAAUGUGGCAGUCAUGGUGGAGAUGAUUCAUUUCCAAGAUCUUUUCCCUAAAGGCCCAUACGUGGAGCUGGUGAAUAUUCUCCUGAACUGCGGCGAGGAAGUCAAAGAAGCACUAACUCGUAGCGUCCGACUGCAGUGCGAGCAGAACUGGGGGGCGCUGUGUGACAGCCUGAGCCUCUGCUCCUCCCUAGUGCCUUCUCCUGCUAGCUCCAUCGUCGAACACCACCGCCACCCCUUCCCUUCUCCCCAUCUAGAGCCGGAACAACCCCGCCUUCCACGGCAAGGCGACAAAGACAGAGCUGGUAAGGCGGCCCUCAACGCUCACCUCCGUCAUCGCAGUCACGGCCCCCGCCGCCACAGUCCAGAAGCAGCAGUGGGGACUGAACAGGAAGAUCCCAAGGCCGACAUCCGAAGGUGAAAGCUCAAAAGAUCUUUGUACCCCUUCCACAACAUUUAAAAGCCACAUUUGCAGACUUACACACAUCCAUGCCAUCACAUGCACACACAGGCCUCUACAAAAACACAAACUCCCAGACAGACUAAGCAGAAGGAAACAAGUCCUGAUCUUUCCUUUUCUCUUCCGCUUAUCCAGUCAUUCCAGCAGUCCCACAUGGUAAACUUGCAGGGUAAUUGUGGUGUAGACUUUAGGCCACAGUUUGUUUUUUUUAUCUUUUUUUUUGUUUUUAAUGAAUGACAGUUGUUACCACAACUAUUUCAACUGUUAAGGCAAUUUUGUCUCUAAUAUAGGAUUUCUCAAAUCAUUACUUACUGUAAGAUUUGAUUAUAUAUGUAUUAUUUAUUUUAUUCUUUAUGCAAUGUUGAAAUAUCAAAAUGUACAUAGAAAUAAACUUAUCUAUAUUUAUAUGACCAUGUAUAAAUAUAGCUACAAUAUGCAAAACUGAGAUACUAUUGAUGACAAAGUAUACAAUGUGCUGUAUGUUAUUCUCUUUACAGUAUUGCACCAAUCACACAUGGAAGUUUAGAUAUGUAAUAUACACCAUUUGCUGUUUCAGAGUUGGAAUGUGUAUUAUUCCCUUAUAGAUACUUGAUGAUUAAACAGAAAUUGUACAGGUUUCGUCCAGUUCUGGCACAUAUUAAUCUUAGUGCAUGAUGCCCAUAAAGUUGACAAACUUGUGCAUUUUUUUCAAAAGUGAAUGUGCACUCUAAAGAGGUUAUAGUUAGCUCAACAUAUAAUAAUGACUCAUCUGCAUAGAGAGAUAUAAAAGCUGACUUGUAUCUCAUUGAGUCAGAAUAAAGCAAGACUCUACGGCCUGAGAAUAUUUGGGUUAACUCUGACAUGUGUCUUAUUUUCAUCCAAAAAAUGUGUUGCAUCACGUUCUUUGAUUGUUAAUGGAGCUUCAGAAACUGUCUCAGAAAUAUUUCAGUCACUUGUAUAGUUUCUUGCUAAGGUAUUUACAUUUAGUUAAGUCACAACCACAAACUGAUAUAUUUUAUUAGGAUUUUAUGUGGUAGACCAACAGAAAGUACUGCAUAACUGUGAAGUGAGAAGAAAAAACAUAGUUUUUCUUACAAAUUAGAAUUUGAAAAAUGUGGCAUGCAUUUGUAUUCAGCCUGGCUGAACCUUCUGUUUGCAAUUACAUCAGCAGGUCUUUUGAAGUAUAUUUCUACCAGCUUUGCACAUCCAGUGAAUUAAAUUUCUGCAAAUUCUUUGCCAAAUAGCUCAAGAUUGAUCAGAUUGACUGGAUAGUCUCUGAAAACAACAAUGUUAAAGUCUCUCAACAUAUUCUUACUUUAGCUCUGGGUAUUUUAUUUACAGUGAUUAUCCUAGAAGGUGAACCUAUGCCUUGGUCUCAGGUCUUUUGCAGCCUCUGACUGAUUUUCUUCCAGGAUUGCCCUGUAAUAGCUCCAUCCAUCUACCCAUCAACUUGAUCAGGAUUAGCCCCCCUGUCCUUACUGAGAAAAAGCUUCCACAUAGUAUGAUACUCCCUCCACCAUGUUUCAAGUGGGGAUGGUGUUUUCAGAGUAAUGUGAACUGUUGGUGUUCCGCCACACGUUGCGUUUUGCAGGUAGGUAUGGAAAAAUAUAGCCUUUUGGUCUUCCUGUGGCUUUCUUUCAAGUUGCCAUCCUUCUAUAUAUGCUCUGCUUGCAGAGUACACAGCUAAUAGUUGUUUUUGUGACAGAUUUUCCCACCUGAGCUCUAAAUCUCACCAGCUCCACAACUUUAUUUCUCCCUUUACAAUUAUGUACUUCUUUAUGUUGGUUGAUUGCAUAAAAGCCCAUUGUAUUAUAAUAAAGUUAAUGGCUGCAAUUUUAAAAAAAGGUGAAAGAAAGGUGUAUUAAUGCUCUUGAGCAAGGCACUGUAUAACUUCAGCUUGUCAAUAACUAGUCAAUGAAUUAUUCGGGGCAAUCCAUUUUUUGUCAGCUAUCAGUGAAGUGCAGCCAAGGGAAGAUGUUUAGUUUGAAAUGUAAAAAUCAUAAAACAUCACCGUGCCUAAACUGGUUAAUGUCCACAGUGACCGCUUCUCUGUGAUUUACGUGAAUGGAUAUUUGCUUUGUCGUAAAAAGAUUUAAUGUUGAGUUAUUUUUAUAAUGGUGUUGAGCCACAAAAGUCUUAGAUUUUGCACUUUGAAUGAUUGUCGGUUUGUGUUGGGAAAGGUUAGCCAAGAGGUCUGCAUUAACAGAGUAGUCACCCUCUAAUCAAAGGCUAUAUUUUAUCUAAGCGGCCUGGUUUCCUUAUCAAGCACACUGCCGAGUCAUGCAUCACAGCAUAGCUCCUUAGCACCAGAUUUAGCCCCUUUCUGCGCUCGGGCCGCCCUACUCCCUCUGGCAUUCCAUAGGGCAGGAAACAGGCUUGACAGUAACCUUCCAGAUCCCUUGCUGUCUCUAAAUUAGCCCCUAUUCCUCUCUGGACUCUGGGUCAGACAUGAAGGCCUGUUAUUUUAGCCGUCAGAGCCACGGCAGCACAGCGAGGACCCAGGAAGUAGGCUUAGUUCACACACAGGGGCUCUGACGUUGUUAUUGUGAAUGUUAUAUUUACCGAGGCCACCAGAUAAUUCCUCUGGGCCGUGGCCAAGAGCCAGCAACAUGGGGAAGGCAGGGAGGAAUGAAAGCAAGAGGGAGAGGGAUGCAGUAAACAUCUUUUUUUAUGUGUUGAUUUACUCUGUCUUAACUUUCCCUUUUACUCUUCUUCUCUUCCUCCUUAAGAUCAAAAACACAGUGUCAUGCUUCAGCUCUAGAAGCUCAGUAUUUGUGCACAAUGCACCUCAUGGUGAGGAGGGCUUGGUGCAAAACGCAAACACAACCUCAUUCGGAUUUUGUGGCUCAGUCAAUGAUUUUUCUAUUUUCUCUUUACAUGCUUAUAUUUAUAUCCAUUUUAUCCCCUAUGGACAUUUAAAGACUGUAAUACCUAAGGCUUUCAGGCUGUUGUUGUUUCUUUUAGUGUUUUUUAAGUGAUUGUGGAAAGUUGGGAUUGCUGUGAUAAUCCCAACACAGGACAUAAGCUAAUCCUUUUGAGAAUGUACUGUAUGUGUUUUAAAGUGACAAUCUGUUCAGCUCUCUGUCAUUAGGUUUUAAAUACGGCUGUUUGUAUUGAUGUGUAGUGGCUUGAAUGGCAUUUCUUGUAUGUGCUUUGAGGAAAAUAAAACUACCCAUGUCCCUGUAAUUCUGGUGAUCUGCUGCCACUUCACGUUGCUCUCCUCUGUUCUAGCACAAGGUGAAAAACAAAAACAGAUGAAUAUUUUUGAGUUGGUAUUACACAAGGCCCAGUGUGACUCUGUCAGUAUUCUUGGCUACUUCUCAGCUGUAUUGUUUUUUCAAUAAAAUAUUUUGUGUCAUAAAA
Girardinichthys multiradiatus is the source of this 4453-nucleotide messenger RNA. It is a transcript of the gene stc2a, whose product is annotated as stanniocalcin 2a. NCBI's taxonomy places the organism in Eukaryota, Metazoa, Chordata, Actinopteri, Cyprinodontiformes, Goodeidae. Gene Ontology annotation, cellular component: extracellular region. The record is from RefSeq and is a predicted model, not a curated record. The coding region runs from base 215 to 1072 and encodes 285 amino acids. Gene Ontology annotation, biological process: intracellular calcium ion homeostasis. Gene Ontology annotation, molecular function: hormone activity. The transcript has 4 exons.